Paramisgurnus dabryanus is the source of this 801-nucleotide messenger RNA. RefSeq lists its product as uncharacterized. The record is from RefSeq and is a predicted model, not a curated record. Lineage: Eukaryota; Metazoa; Chordata; Actinopteri; Cypriniformes; Cobitidae.
AUGUUACUGUGUUUUUUGCUUCUGCUAUUAGCAAUACAAGAUAAAUGUACUGCACAAAAAAUAACACCAUUACAGGACACUACUGAAACUACUGAGGGGGAUUCAGUCACUCUCUCAUGCAAAUAUGAAGGCAAUGUACAAAAUUUACAGUGGUAUCGACAAUAUCCCGGAUCCAGACCUCAAUUUCUGCUCCUUAUCAUGGAAUCAUCUAAAAAGAGUGUAAUACCUGCAGAUCCCCCUGUCCCCAGAUUGGAUGGUGAAGUAAAUAUGGCAGAUAAACUUGUGUAUCUGGAGAUCUCAUCUGUUAAAGUCACAGACUCUGCUCUGUAUUACUGUGUACUGAGGCCCACAGUGACAGGAAACACAACAACACUGAGUGCAAGCAUGAUUUCUUAUUGUUAUCUACUUGUGCUAUUAACCUUUCUCGAUAAAUCUUUUGGCCAGUCAAUCACACAAUUGCAGAAUGAAACACGUGCCACUGAAGGAGAAACAGUCAUUCUCUCAUGCAAAUAUGAUACCCAAGUAAGCAAUUUACAGUGGUAUCGACAAUAUCAUGGAUCCAGACCUGAAUAUCUGCUUCUUGUUUAUGAGUCAAACAGUGUAAUACAUGCAGAUUCUUGUUUCCUAAGACUGAACGCUACAGUCAACAAGAUGAAGAAGCAGGUGGAUCUGAAGAUCUCCUCAGUUAAAGUCACAGACUCUGCUCUGUAUUACUGUGCACUGACGCCCACAGUGACAGGAAACACAACAACACUAUUCACCUUAUUUUCCACGACAACAAGGGCGGCGCCAUUGCGCUGA